AUGUGUCACCCCAACGGACUCCGCGUCCUUGUUUAUCAACGGAAGGCGAAGGCGAGAGAUAAGAAACAAAGGGGAAACAGCGGGGGCGAUCGCCCUUCGCUUCCGCAAGCGCAGAGCUCAAGCGCCUGGUCAGAUAGAAGCGCGAAGAUCAAGGCGGAACACUCACACGGGACCAGUUUCUAUCUCGUGGCAGCGAGGUGGCCUCGCGACGCCACCCCGCUGCCACGAGGUGAUCGUCAUCGCGUGAAAGGGGAACUCAUGUCGGACGGCGAUCUCCGAACACAAGUCCCGCGCCCGACGGACGAUUUCUACGGGGCGCCAAUUGGACCACUUCCGUUUGCUCGGGAAAACUUGCCGGAGACGAGACAAAACCUGUCGGGGACGAGACAACGUAAUUCAACUAUUCGAGAUGUGUUUGUACGAGGUAUACAUCCCCUAGAUGACAACGUAGUAUACACCCACAUUACCCUUAGCAUGGAAGCCCUACUCGCUCAGUUACAAGCCCAAGGCGUGGUGGAAUCACCCUUCGUGGAAGAAGAAUGGAAGCUUCCAAAAGUUAACACCCCGAUCAUUGAUCUGACGACCUCUUCCCCCUUCGAUUUCCCUCUAUACGAUCCAAUUCCUUUGCCCGACGAGGAAGAGGAGGCGGAACUCGACAUCGAAUGCAUUCCCUCUCCCCUAGCCGCCGUGCAAGACCUCUACCAACUUGCCGAUGAGAUUACCGACAUAAACCUCCCUCCCGACCUUCCCGACCAACCUCCAAGCGAUGACUUCCAUGUUCGGCUCCCCCCUAUCAGCCCCACUGUUACCCUUACUGCUCUCAUCGACGCUGUCAAUCUGCAUGGCAAACAGAAUGGCUAUGCUGUACGCAAGGGCAGUACAGCUAAAGAUAGGAAAGGCGAAGUUGCAUAUGUGUAUCUCGUAUGCCCGUGCAAGGAUAUUUGGGAAGAGGAUAUUGACACGGGCGAGAUGGUCAAACUCCCUGGGCUUUGUCUCUAUACGCAGAGCACAGGCUUACCCUGCAAGCACGUGUUUGAUAGUCUCAUACGCGGAGUUAGAGUACAGCCUAUCAAACUGCACGAGAUACACAGUCAUUGGCAUCUCGUACACGAGAACCAACUGGUAGAAGAGGCGCAAGCGAUCGGGCAUUAUGUCCCCCGUAUCGUUACGAGGGAAACAGGCGACUUGGAACUACGAACAAGGGCAAACAUCGCUCCUCCAAUCGUCAAUCGAUACAUCCCUGUUGAUCGAGAUGCUCUUCCACCGAGGGCAGAAGAUGAUCCAACCAUUCUCGACCCCAUGAAGGCGGUACACGUGGGAAAAGAAAAAAAGAAAAAGAAGAAUGCUGUCGCGCCGAGCUAUCAACAGUCGCAUGGCUUGGCUGAAACACUAGCUCGUAUCGAUCCACCGGCUGCUGUCGAUACUCCUGUUGCCAAGACAGGCAGAGCCUAUUCUCGUCACGAGAACAUCAUCAAUCAAGAACGGGCUCGGACCUCGAGCGCACCUGCUACAACAGAUAGAGCUCCAGUCUCGUGCAGUGUGUGUGGGGGGCCACAUAACUACCGUUCACCCAAGUGCAAGCAAGGCCUGGCAAUUGUGCAAGCUGAGGUAUUAGCAGGAUCUGCUCGUCGAGCAGCAUCGCAACAAUCGAACAACGGUAGAGCGAUGAGCACCCUUUCCAUUGAAAGAACUCCAGGAACCGAUGUCCACGAAAGGCAGGGGGACCUGAGCGUUGAUCCCCCUUUCACUUCAAUUCACCUUUAUUCACCUACUCUUCAAUUCGGGACUCGUACUCGGACUUGGAAUAAGUGGGAUUCAUUCUCUUGUUUACUUUUCAAACUCAUUUUUGCAACCAUGAACGACCUCGACUCCGAUGAAGAACUCCAGGUGGUCUCGAAGGCGGACAAGGCCCUCUUGAACGCCCAGCAUCAGAUUCAGGCUCAGAACGAAGAGCUCGCCAAACUCUUUCGUCUCGAAUAUCUCCUCGAAUGGCCGGAAAACCUGCCCCGUUCCGGUCUUAAAGCUCACCCGACCGGCUUCGUCUCGUUCGAGGAUUGGAUCGAUCAAUAUGUUGCGGCCAACAACGAGGCCCAACGUAUCGCCAAGGGGGGAAAGAAGGGAAUCGAUCAUUCCCCCUCCAAGAAGACCCGCAGGCAGAUCGUGUCGAAGGUCGACGGCGCCGAAAUUCCCUACCUUCCUAACGACAACACCAAGCCGGUCAUGCGUCUCAGCACUGGGGCGUACGUUGCCUGUCUUCAGAUCAAGGUCGACAAAGGCGGGGUGAAGAACGACAAGGCCGGGUGGAGGGACGACCAGACGAUCGCCGAGAUCAUCGUCGACGAGGAAGAACGCGCGGUUCUUCCUAUCUUCCCGCCCGUGGACUUGCUGAUGGCGUGGUUGAGGCCUAACCGAUCCGGGAAGGUCAACAUCAAGCCGAUCAACGGCUGGUUGGAUCAAUGGCGCGGUGGAUGGCAGGUCGCCUGCCUAGGUUGUUACCAAAGGGUGAUCGAGAAGAACGAGCCCCCUUCUUACAUCGAUGAGAACCAGCUCGUCGUCAGCAACCCCGGUAUCGAUCCCGACAACAUUCACCGCCCCCUCGUCCACUGUGUCAAGUACGGCCCCGUCUUCCUCUGCCGAAAGAACCUUGGGUCGUCCGACGAACGCACUUGCGGCCAAUGCAAGGACAAGAAGGCCGUCUGCCACGCUCGGGACCCUCGUGUCGGGGACAUCGCCAACGACCCUGACGCUCAUCCGAUGAAGAGGAUCGACGCCGUCCUUGAGACGAUCUUUUCCCAAGGUCAAAUGACCAAGGAGGCUCGACAAGGACACGUCCUGCUCAUUCGUGAGCAGUUGAAGGCCAAUCUCUGUCACGCGGCUCGUGGUCACGACGGGAACCACCCUUUCGUCUCUCACAAGGAGCACAUCACCGGUUCCGACGACGAGAACUGA
Molecule: messenger RNA, 2949 nt
Organism: Filobasidium floriforme
Lineage: Eukaryota; Fungi; Basidiomycota; Tremellomycetes; Filobasidiales; Filobasidiaceae
Exons: 9
Coding region: 1-2949 (982 amino acids)
Source: RefSeq, a predicted model, not a curated record